ACCCGUUUCGCCAGCCCGCCCGCACCCGACAAACACGCCGCGCUCUCCUCGUCCAAAUCUUAUUCUUGGGUGUUAAGCAGAGUAAUAAGGUCAAGUUCCUCCUAAACCGACUGUUAUACUCUACUCUCUCUCUCUCUCUCUCUCUCUCUCUCUCUCUCUCUCUCUCUCUCUCUGUCUCUAUCGAUCUGUAUAUAUACACAAAACACUCGCCGCAGUAUUACACGGAGAAUACUGACAUUCUUCUAUUAAUCAGCAGGAGUUUCGUUGUCUAAGAUUCAAUGUCGGUCAGAACAGUGAAAGUAAGCAAUGCUUCUUUAGGUGCUUCUGAGCAAGAUAUCAAGGAGUUCUUUUCGUUUUCUGGAGAUAUUGAGUAUGUGGAAAUGAAAAGUGCUGAUGAACGGUCUCAAAUUGCUUAUGUGACUUUCAAGGAUCCUCAGGGUGCAGAGACUGCUGUGCUUCUUUCAGGAGCUACUAUUGUUGAUCAAUCAGUCACUAUAACUCUCGAUCCCGAAUACAAGCUUCCACCUCAGGCUUUAUCAACACCAAUUGUUGCUGAAAGCCAGAAUGUGGGUGGUGAUGGAUCUGGAUCUGGAUCUGCAAUCCAGAAGGCGGAAGAUGUUGUGAGCAGCAUGUUGGCCAAGGGUUUUAUCCUGGGCAAAGAUGCAGUUAACAAAGCCAAGUCUUUUGAUGAGAAGCACCAGUUCACUUCCACUGCCACGGCCAAAGUUGCAGCUUUGGACCAAAAGAUUGGAUUCACUGAGAAAAUUGGGUUGGGAGCGAACAUUGUGAAUGAAAAGGUUAAAGAAGUGGACCAGAAGUUUCAGGUUUCCGAGAAGACAAAGUCUGCCAUUGCUGCCGCGGAGCAGACUGUUAGCAAUGCUGGAUCUGCCAUUAUGAAGAACAGGUACGUUCUCACCGGGGCAACUUGGGUCACUGGUGCCUUUAAUAAGGUUACCAAGGCUGCUGGGGAAGUCGGGCAGAAGACAAAAGAAAAAUUGGCUGAAGAACAGCAGGUUAAAAAUGCAACAGAAGGCUAUACACAGUUACAUGCUUCUGAAUCCCCAAAGGCUUCCGCUGCUGAGGAACAAAACAAGUCCACUGUUCAGGGUUUAGUCCUUUAAUUUGUGUAAAUGUGUAAAACCCAGAUAUUUAAGUUUUAGAGGUUGCCUGCCAUUUUCACUCAUAUGCUACUUAGAGACUUUGAACUGUAAUUGUGCACUGUCAGAAUUCAAACAUGCUUUUUAUACAUCAAAACUUAUUUAAUAUUUUUGACUGGAUAAAUGAUUAAUGGCAUUUUUCUUUGAAAA
Messenger RNA from Ipomoea nil (Japanese morning glory), 1307 nucleotides. RefSeq names its product binding partner of ACD11 1-like. The coding region runs from base 279 to 1121 and encodes 280 amino acids. Lineage: Eukaryota; Viridiplantae; Streptophyta; Magnoliopsida; Solanales; Convolvulaceae. The transcript is spliced from 5 exons. The record is from RefSeq and is a predicted model, not a curated record. Gene Ontology annotation, molecular function: RNA binding.